This is a messenger RNA of Lytechinus variegatus (green sea urchin), 4596 nucleotides long. Its product is annotated as N-acetylated-alpha-linked acidic dipeptidase 2-like. The record is from RefSeq and is a predicted model, not a curated record. Gene Ontology annotation, molecular function: carboxypeptidase activity. The transcript has 14 exons. Bases 1084 to 3453 code for a protein of 789 amino acids. NCBI's taxonomy places the organism in Eukaryota, Metazoa, Echinodermata, Echinoidea, Temnopleuroida, Toxopneustidae.
AUUGUGUUAUACGGUUGAUUUAAAUUGUAACGAUUGACCUAAAACUUUUGGGGUUGCCCUAAUUCAGUUUGUUGUGAAUGACGUCUUCUAUUACGUAAUACGGAUUAUCAUGCCGAUCCCUCUGAGUUGAGAGCGCCCGUUCUGCAUGUCGUCUGCUUCCAAACUAUGUUGCCUAUAUAUAAUGCGCCAUGCUCAGGCGAAACGACUAUUCAUCUACCCGUAUUCCGAGCGACCGGAGCACAAAUCUACUUAUAGUAAAACAACUUAUUCCUCAAAUUUCAGACCAUUUCAAGACGAAUGAUCACUCAACCCUUCACCCGACUGACAAACAUGAAACUAAGGAGAGAAAAACACAAAUGCCACUAUGAAUAGAAUUUCCUGAUGCCUGACAUUUUGGUAAAAUCUGUCUAGAAGUUUAUAGAUUGGAUGAUUUACAUCAAAGAAUGACAAAAAGUGAAUGCUUGGUGCCACUCAUAACACAAUAGUAAUCCCAUUGACUGAAAAGCCUCGAUCUGCCAGCUAUGAAAUAUUUCUGUAUUCUAAGUGAAUUAACUUUAAAAGAGGUUGCAAAGAGGCAACUGGGGAGCGUGUUACGAGAGUAAAGUUGACUUGCUAAAACUGAAAGAACACGGAAAACUGGACUACACAGGCCUGUAUUUUUAUACACAUCAAUCCACUCCAUGUGACUGAGUGCCUUUUCCUUGCAGUUUCAGUACACUGAAUUCGAUCGACACUAGUAUUAUCGAAGACUUUAUAUUGAUCCACUUAGUAUUUUGAAGACAUUUAAAGCCAUUUGGCUUGUCAGACAAGGGCUUUAGAACUAAACAUAGGAAGUUUCUCUUUCCUAUUUCAUGAUCAAGGAAGAUUUCAUCUUUCCUGUAGUGACCUCUGCCAGACAUUUUUCAAAGUUCAUCAAGCUCUUGGCCGCCCCUGAAGCAGUCGAACAGACCAACAGUGAGCUCCAGUGAGGUGAAAAAUUUGAAAUAGUGGGGGGAAAAAAUUGGUGUUCGAAAGUAGGAGGAAGGAGAUUCAUUUUGUGCUGGGAUUAGUUUCUGCACGGAUUGCAAAUAAAGUUGGGCUGAUAUGUCGUCCCCGAAGCAUUCACCGGUAAGGGCAGCCCUGUCGAUGCAGCUGAAAGCCCACCCAAACCUGUAUUCGAAGACCGAGGAAAGCUGGAACGCUGGUCGGAUGGAGGAGGACGCUUUCAUGCAGAACAGAGGUUCAAACUCCGCAAACCACAGAAAUACACAUCAUGCAAAUUCUACAGAUUCCAAGAUUUGCUGCAUGUCAAGAAAGUCUCUAUGGAUAAUUGGUGCUGUGGCUUGUGUGUUUCUAGCCAUUGCUUUGGGCUUUCUCAUCGGCUUCUUCACCCACUAUGCAGUCUCCAAAUCUUCAGUUACCAUGACAACAGCAAAGAGGAAAGAGAUGCACCGACAGGCUGUGGGAAGUGUUACACAGACCAGUAUAGGAGAGUAUGAAAGGUUACAUGCAGGUCAGCAGUGUCAGAUAGGAAGUUCUUCUUGCCCGGGCAACCUGACACAAACCCUCGCCUCUCAGCUGUCCUCUAUGGGCUUCAAGGUUUCCACAUCCAUGUACAGCGUCCUGGUCUCCUACCCGGACAUGACCCGGAUGAGCAGUAUCCGUUCCGUGGACCCUCAAGGGAAUACCCUCCAGAUGGUCCAGCUCUACGGGGGUGAGCAGGAUGCUGGGCCGAACUACAACAUUGCCCCAGCAAGGGGGCCUGCGCAGUUCUCCGGCAGCGGACAAGUGUCCGUAGGUGACCAGGUGCCUUUGGGCUCUGCAGAUACAGUCCUUGUAGGAACUGGUGGGGAUUCAAUGGUGCUGACCAGCGGAGGAUCGCAAGCAAUGCCUGUAUACACACCUUAUACUGCUUCUGGUACAGCCCAGGGUGAUCUUGUGUAUGUGAACUUCGGAAGAGAAGCAGACUUUCAAACUCUAAGAGAUCUUGGUGUGGAGGUAUCAGGAAAGAUUGGACUUGCACGACAGGGCCAGGGCAGUGCUGUAGAUCAGGCCAAAGUUGCUGCUCGUCAUGGAAUUUCUGGACUUCUUCUCUACCCUGACCCCGAUGACAUGACCUCUGACAUGCCAAUGACCUCUGUGAUUACCCCUGAUAUGUCUGGUAUGAGUGGUGACCCUUUGACCCCGGGAUGUCCAGCAAGAGAUGGAAUUUUCAGAACUUCCAUGAACUCUGUUGACCUUCCCAGCAUUCCGAUACAACCUGUUUCCAUGGCAACAGCAGCCAUGUUGCUAACUAAUCUGACUGGAAUUGCUGCUGAGGGGGACUGGGUCGGCGGUCUCAAUGUGAGCUAUCAGAUAGGUCUAACGGGAGAAACCAGACAGCCAUGGUUUGUAGAGCUAGACAUUCACAAUGACGUCAUCCAAAAGCCGGUCUACGAUGUCGUAGGAACAAUACAGGGCUCAGAGUAUCCAGAUGAAUAUGUCUUGCUUGGAGGUCACUACUCCAGUAUGAUGACCUCUAUGGUGACCGCUGGGUCGUCGUCGGCGGUGAUGGAGUCAGCACGGGUCAUUAGCGAGAUGAUGGAGAGUGGAUGGAUGCCUAGACGCACCAUCAUGGUUGGACUGUGGGAAGGGUCAGAGUUUGGCCAGGUGGGAUCUACGGAAUGGGUGGAGGAUAACAGAGUUAUUUUGAGGGACAGGGCUGUGGCUUAUAUUGAUCUAGCAGGAGGUGGUACCGGUACCAUACUCAAUGCACAGUCUUCACCCAUGCUCAGGGGAGUUCUCAUGGAGUCUGCCGAAAAGAUUGGUAUAUCAUCGAUGGUAAACCUUGAUGCUUUGAGCGGAAUGGGGGACUAUGUACCUUUCUCUCACUCUGUUGGCAUUCCUUCAGCUAGUAUUGAGAUUAUGAGUAGUCAUGACAUCAACAUUGAAAUGCUACCUACCGAUGGCGGUGCUAUCAUGGGUGUGUCAUCGGCCCAGCUUGGCACCCAGGUCAUUCUCUCCUUGGCUGAUGAUGAUGUGUUAAAUCUAGACGCAGGCGCUAUGGCGGACACUGUGAUGACCUACGUGGACAACAUUGAUACUGUGCUCAGCAGCACUAUGUCUCCUGAUGAGCCAAUGUUUGCGGAAGGUGCAAUAACUAUGCUGAGAUCCGCCGCCACAGAUUACAUGAUGGCAGUCCAAGGCUUGCAGGAUGCUAUCGGAUCAGAUUCAAUUAUUGACUCGCCAAUUACCAUGACGAUGGUAAACAGUCGUUUGAUGACCAUGGAACGUUCUUUCAUUGACGAUACAAUAGGAGGGUCCAUGGGGAGUGUACUUUAUGGAACGUCAGGUACAGACACCCUCUCAACAGUCUCUCAGAUGAUGCUGAAUGAAACAGGUACUGUUUCAGUAGAGAUGGUUCAUCAAACCUUGUCCAGGCUUCAAUGUACGAUACAAUCAGCUACACAGUCUGUUGGGAUGUCACUGUCAUGACACAGUUUAAGUUGAGGAUUCUUCAAAGACUUCCAAGGAUUCUCUCCUGAUGAUCCAAGUGCCUUUGCAGCUGUAGGUACCUAUAAAGCAAUUUUGAUUUACAUUAGCAGUUCAAGUAUUAAAGACAUUGCCAGUGAUUCAGAUUCAACGAAUUUGUAAUACAGCUAAAUUUGUGAAAUCCCAAGGGAUUUCAAGAUUAUUUAUAGUCAUCUGAAGGUGUGAAUAGGCCUACAUCUACAAAUAACUUAAACUUGUAAUUAUGUGGAGAGUAAAAAACAGGCUGAACCAAAUUUGGCUCUAAAUGUGAAGAAUUUAUAUUUUGUCAUUUAAGAGGGAUUGGCUGAAUGAAUAAAUUAGCUUGAGAAAAGGAAAUGGCCUAGAUGCAGAAAAAAAAAAGAACGAACAAGUGUUUGAUACACAUCUUAGUGGGGAGUGACAUAAUCGAUUUGAAUAUAAACACAUAUUUUCAAAAUGGCCUUGAAAAUGACUGAUGGCAGUGGCAGGAUGUGAACCAAUGCCAUCAAAAUGACUGAUUGCAGCAGUGGGAUAUGAAACAAUGUCAUUAAAAUGACCGAUUCGCAGAAGUGGGAUAUGAACCAAUGCCAUUAAAAUGAGUGAUGGCAGCAGUUUGAUAUGUAUCAAUGUCAUCAAAAUGACUGAUGGCAGCAGUUGGAUAUGUAUCAAUGCCAUCAAAAUGACAGGUGGCAGCAGUGGGAUAUGAACCACUGCCAUCAACAGAACUUGAGGCAGCAGUAGGAUAUGAACCAAUGACAGCAACAGGACUUGUGGCAGCAGUGGGAUAUGAACCAGUGCCAUCAAAAUGACUGAUAGCAGCAUUGGGAUAUUAACCGAUGCCAUCAAAUGACUGAUGGCAGCAUUUGGAUAUUAACCAAUGCCAUCAACAGGACUUGUGGCAGCAGUGGGAUAUUAACCAAUGCCAUCAAAAUGACUUGAUUGCUAAAGUACCAAAAGCACAGGAAUGCUUGGGUGUUUCAGACCUUUCUUUCUCAGUACAUCUUACCAAAAGAAGAAGGAAAUAACUUAUCUAAAAUAUGACCACUAGUCUAGACUGGACCAAUAUGUCUGCGAUAAAACAUUUGAACAUAGUACAACAUUUGUAUUUUCCAAAUAUGAAGCAAUGCA